Haliotis rubra (blacklip abalone) is the source of this 1589-nucleotide messenger RNA. Its product is annotated as protein O-glucosyltransferase 2-like. Bases 89 to 1549 code for a protein of 486 amino acids. Gene Ontology annotation, cellular component: endomembrane system. The record is from RefSeq and is a predicted model, not a curated record. NCBI's taxonomy places the organism in Eukaryota, Metazoa, Mollusca, Gastropoda, Lepetellida, Haliotidae. Gene Ontology annotation, molecular function: glucosyltransferase activity; protein binding. The transcript has 9 exons.
GUCGUCUGUUUACAUCUGGCAGGGAUAAGUUUGCCGGCGUGGCUGAGUGUCAGUUACUGCGAGCGACUUAUGAGAGAGGUGUUUUGCAAUGGCAAGUUUCGGAAUGUGUCGCAAAAGAAUAUGUCCCAUCUUGUUGAUAUUCUUCUUACACACAGUUGUUGGAGAUUCGGGGUUACCAAAGUCAGAAGCCCCACUAACCGUAUCACCCCGGAACUGUCGAGUUUGGGGGCCGGGACUGAAAUCAGAGUUUUUUCUGCCGGUGAGAUAUUUCUACAUUGAAGCUGUCGACCAGUUCGGAGAAAGGUUUUCAGAUUCAGUUGGAGAAAAAGCUUUUGCUGUGACUAUACAUACGAAGUCGAAUGAUCGAGUGCGUGUGUGGACACAGGUUCUGGACCGGCAUGAUGGGUCGUACAUUGUCAGGUAUCGCAUGUAUGAGUCCCCCAUGGAUCUGGAGAUAGAUGUCUUACACCAAGGAAGACAUGUGGCUGAUUCACCGUACACCCUGAAAGGUAUGGUGUACCAUGAGAAGUGUGACUGUCCACAGCCCGACCUUGACCAGUGGUUCAAGGACAUGGACUGUCCAAGUAGCUACAGACAAAUUAAACAGGACUUGGGGAUCUUCCAGGACAUUGACUUCAAGAAGGUUGCCAAGGAAGCUGUAGAGAGGUUCAGUGAUGCUGGCAGGCACAGCAUCUGUCAUUAUAAAAUAAUCAAUAACAAGAUUUACAGGAAGACCUACGGGGAACAUGUAGGCUUCAAGAUGUUUUCAGAUGCACUGCUCUUGUCUUUGACACGCAAGGUCAAACUUCCUGACAUGGAAUUUAUCAUGAACUUUGGUGAUUGGCCACUGGAGAACAGGAGGUUGAGCGAAAAUCCCAUCCCAAUAUUUUCCUGGUGUGGGUCAGAUGAUACUCGAGAUAUCGUGAUUCCCACGUAUGAUAUCACUGAAGCCACGCUGGAAAUGAUGUCACGAGUGACGCUAGACAUAUUCUCUGUCCAAGGCAACACUGGCCCCAGGUGGAGGGACAAGUCAAACGUGGCCUUCUGGAGGGGACGGGACAGCAGGGAGGAGAGACUGCAGCUGGUGGAGAUGGCCAAGCAGCACCCCAACAUGAUCAACGCUUCACUCACAAACAUGUUCUUCUUCCCCAAGGAUGAGGAGAAGUAUGGCAAGAUUGUCAAACCUGUGUCCUUCUUCAGUUUCUUUGAGCACAAGUACCAGCUGAACUUGGACGGGACUGUGGCUGCCUACCGCCUGCCGUAUUUGCUGGCUGGUGACUCCACAGUGCUGAAACAAAACUCCCACUACUACGAACACUUCUACAGAAACCUGGAACCAUAUGUUCACUAUGUGCCUUUCAAGAGAGAUCUCAGUGACCUCAUGGAGAAGUUAAAGUGGGCAAGGGAACAUGACAAGGAGGUACAAGAGAUUGCCCAUAAUGCUCAGGAGUUUGUUCUGUUACAGGUACAAGAGAUUGGCAUCAGCUGGCUCCCGUGGACAUUUUUUGCUACCACACAAAAUUGUACAGCGAAUACUCCAAAUUAUUGAAAAAUAAACCAAAGAAGGACAAGUCUUUUGAGCUGGUAGA